Aspergillus homomorphus CBS 101889 is the source of this 234-nucleotide messenger RNA. RefSeq names its product family 3 glycoside hydrolase. Gene Ontology annotation, biological process: glucan catabolic process. Gene Ontology annotation, molecular function: beta-glucosidase activity. Lineage: Eukaryota; Fungi; Ascomycota; Eurotiomycetes; Eurotiales; Aspergillaceae. The annotation marks the transcript as partial. The transcript has a single exon. The record is from RefSeq and is a predicted model, not a curated record.
CGGGACUGGGAGGGCUUCAACAACGACCCCUACCUAGCUGGUGUUCUUAUCGGCCAGUCUGUCCGCGGUCUACAGGAGUCCGUCAUUUUCUGUGUGAAACACAUUGUCGGUAACGAGCAGGAGGCUAACCGACAUUUUCCCACGCUACCCGGUGCACACAACCAAAGCUUAUUCUCCAAUAUCGAUGACCAUACCAUGCAUGAGCUGUAUCUCUGGCCGUUUUAUGAUGCCGUC